UGUGUUGUGUGUUGUGUUUACUGUUUGUUUAGUUUAGUCUUAGUGUUGGGGGUUGGCAGUGGCUAUUAGCAGCACGUCAAGUCACCUCGUUUAGUGUUAGUGUUUGUUGUUUAGUUUGUCAAAAGUCAAUGUCAAUGUUUUUAGUUGGGUUAGGCUCCAGUUCUAAAUAAAACUUGUAUAUAUUGUAAAAUAUUUAUAGAUCAUUACAGCGUAGUCUACAUGGCAAGUAAUAUUAAAAACCCAGCAUUGUCACUGAAACAGUUUAUGUUAAGGCAACAAGUGUUGAAGCUUUAUAGAGAUAUUUUACGGAGUAUCAAACAAAUACCUGAUAAGGAGAGCCAGAGAGACUUAAGACAGUGGGCAAGACAAGAUUUUGAGACAAAUAAACAUCACACUGAGGAGAUAACUAUAAAAAUGAUGAUUAAGCAUGGAGAAAGAAGUUUGAAAGAAUUACAACAAUCUUUAGACCUGAGUUCUGCUAAAUAAAAGUUUGCUAUCUUGUUCAUUUUGUUGUAGGUGAAUAAAUAUAAUACUUAUCAGAUUAA
Messenger RNA from Macrosteles quadrilineatus (aster leafhopper), 545 nucleotides. Its product is annotated as LYR motif-containing protein 2-like. The transcript has 3 exons. The record is from RefSeq and is a predicted model, not a curated record. Gene Ontology annotation, cellular component: mitochondrion. NCBI's taxonomy places the organism in Eukaryota, Metazoa, Arthropoda, Insecta, Hemiptera, Cicadellidae. Bases 220 to 486 code for a protein of 88 amino acids.